Molecule: messenger RNA, 1296 nt
Organism: Benincasa hispida (wax gourd)
Lineage: Eukaryota; Viridiplantae; Streptophyta; Magnoliopsida; Cucurbitales; Cucurbitaceae
Product: glucuronoxylan 4-O-methyltransferase-like protein (DUF579)
Biological process (GO): xylan biosynthetic process
Source: RefSeq, a predicted model, not a curated record
GUCUUCUCUAAACCUUUAAACGAACCAAACGCCUCUCUUUGAAUUCAUUUUGAAGAGCUGAAAUUUUUUAUUUUGUUCUCAUCAACUCCAAAUGAAGAAUCGAUUAUCAGCCAAGCCAUGGAUUCUCGGAUUGGCCAUAGCCGGCUUAAUAGCCGGUUCUUUGUUGAUUUCCGGAUACAUAGGUUUCGUGGACAGUAACUUAUUCUGCUCCAUUUCCGGCACCGGAGCACCGACAAUCACCGGGUAUUCCCCGGCGGAUAUCCAGCUUCAGUCAAUAAUCCAUUACGCGACCUCGAAGACAGUUCCGCAGCAAUCACUGGACGAGAUCCAUAUCUCAUUCGACGUAUUGAAGGUUCGAUGUCCGUGCAAUUUUCUGGUAUUCGGGCUCGGCCACGAUUCAUUGAUGUGGGCGUCGCUCAAUCCUCUCGGAACCACGAUUUUUCUUGAAGAGGAUCCGAAGUGGGUUCAGACGGUUUUAAAAGACGCUCCGAUGCUUCGAGCUUAUCACGUCCAGUACCGGACGCAGCUUCAGGAGGCAGAUCGGUUGCUUUCAACUUACAAAUCGGAGCCGUACUGUUCGCCGACGAAGGCAUUUCUUAAGGGAAAUGAAAAGUGUAAGUUAGCGCUUCAUAAUCUUCCAGAAGAGAUUUACGAGAAGGAAUGGGACCUGAUAAUGAUCGACGCGCCGAGGGGGUAUUUUGCGGAGGCUCCGGGCCGGAUGGCGGCGAUAUUCUCCGCCGCCGUGAUGGCGAGGAAUAGGAAAGGAUCCGGCGUUACCGAUGUGUUUCUACACGAUGUUGAUCGGAAAGUGGAGAGGACAUUUGCGCAGGAGUUUUUGUGCAAGAAUAAGUAUUAUGUUAAUGGAGUUGGAAGGUUAUGGCAUUUCAAGAUUCCACCGGCGGCCAAUAUGAGCGAAGCCGAUCGAACUUCGGAUCGAUUUUGUUAGAUCAGAAAGAGGUUUGUUGGAGAUUCGCAGUUUCUGAAAUUAUUUUUGUCUAAAGAUAGUUAUCGGUCUACUGACCGGCGGUGAGAGAGUUGAAGGGAAAAUUUUCUUUGAAUAUCAAUAAAACCCGCCGGAGUCUGAGGUCAUGCGGCGGACAGACAAUUUUGGCCGUCAACUCCGGCUGUGUUUUCGGACAAAGGAAGAAAAGUAAAAGAUUUCAUCUUCUCUUAAUUGACUUUUUGUUCUUUUUUUCCCCUUUCUGUAUUCUCUUUUUUCUUCUUGUCGUCUCCACUUUCCUACCACGUUUGUAUAAUGAUGAUAUUUCAAGUUAAAUUCCCAUUUUAAGCCUCAAA